Messenger RNA from Peniophora sp. CBMAI 1063, 1299 nucleotides. The record is from the annotation of a GenBank genome assembly. NCBI's taxonomy places the organism in Eukaryota, Fungi, Basidiomycota, Agaricomycetes, Russulales, Peniophoraceae.
AUGUUCACUUCACUCGCCUUCUUCAUCGCCCUCGCGGUCGCCGCUCCCGCGCCCUCAUCGGUCCAGUCCGCCCCACCUGCGUACACGACAGACACGCCGAUCAGUCUUGACCUCAAUUCUCCGACGUACGUCGAGCCGGCCAGCACCCACGGUGGACUGGAUGCCGGACCACAACCCAUUCGUGGAGGGCUUGGGGCCAACAUCAUCGGGCAAAAUAACGCCGAGCUCGCGAUGCAGAACGCCGACACCCUGGCGCCACCCACAACGGAUGAGGGCAGCGUAGGCAACCCGAAGUGGCCGUUUUCGUUGAGCCACAACCGUUUACAGACGGGCGGAUGGGCCAGACAGCAGAACACUAAAGUGUUCCCUAUUGGAGAAAAGAUGGCUAGCGUCGACAUGCGUCUAGAGAAAGGCGCCAUACGAGAGUUCCACUGGCACACUACGGCAGAAUGGGCGUACGUCUUAUCGGGUACGACGCAAGUAACUUCGGUCGAUACCGAUGGGCGCAACUAUGUGGCGAACGUCAACGCAGGCGACUUAUGGUACUUUCCGCCGGGUGUGCCGCAUUCGUUGCAGGGGCUCAGCGACGAAGGCACCGAGUUCCUUCUGGUCUUUCCUGACGGUUCUUUCGAUGAGGACGGCACACUCCUCUUGACCGACUGGCUCUCACAUACCCCCGUUGAAGCUUUGUCUAAGAACUUUGGUCUGCCGCCGUCGGCAUUCGCCAGAGUGCCAUCGCAGGAGCUGUACAUCUUCCCAUCCGAGGAACCGUCGACAGAUGUCCCUCCCGAGGACCCGUACGGGCAGAUCCCGAGCCCUUUCACAUACGCCUUCUCGCAGGUUAACGCAUCCGCCGCGCCAGGUGGGACCUUCAAGAUCGCAGAUUCAACUGUCUUCCCCAUCGCGACCAAGAUAGCCGUAGCGCAGGUGACUGUGGAGCCCGGCGCGAUGCGGGAACUCCAUUGGCAUCCUCAGGAAGACGAAUGGGGCUACAUCCUCUCCGGACAGGCGCGCAUUACCAUCUUUUCGGGGUCCAGCAAUGCGGGCACUUUCGAUUUCCAGGCAGGCGACAUUGCAUAUAUCCCUGCCGCGGACGGACACUACGUCGAAAACAUCGGGAAUGAGACGUUGAAGUACCUCGAGGUGUUCCGUACGGCCAAGUACGAGGACGUGAGCUUGAGGCAGUGGUUGGCAACCGCGCCCCCGGCGCUGGUGAAGGCGCAUCUUGGCUGGAACGACUCGACAAUUGCGCAGUUGGGCAAGACAAAGCAAGUGGUUGUUGCACCGUAUACACCCUGA